Messenger RNA from Dichomitus squalens LYAD-421 SS1, 1269 nucleotides. RefSeq lists its product as uncharacterized. The transcript has 7 exons. Gene Ontology annotation, biological process: ubiquitin-dependent protein catabolic process. Gene Ontology annotation, cellular component: COP9 signalosome. Bases 1 to 1269 code for a protein of 422 amino acids. The record is from RefSeq and is a predicted model, not a curated record. NCBI's taxonomy places the organism in Eukaryota, Fungi, Basidiomycota, Agaricomycetes, Polyporales, Polyporaceae.
AUGAGUGCUGCUGGAGCUUCUGGACAUGGCCUUCCAUCACUGGACGACGUCCUCACGCAGAUCACGACAAACCCAAACGUGGUUAUUGUCGCCUCCUACCUGAAGACCUUCGCACCAAGGGAAGUACGGGAGACAAUCCUAGCAGGUGCAUUAGGCAGCGGACAGGAUCCUUUGGCGGUGCUUGAUCCCCACAGAAAUACUCUGGGUUACCUAUACAUCCUUUCCGCGCGAUUGCACUCAAUCAGUACUGCAAACCCGGUCGCGAACGCGAUUCUUCCAGACGCAAUCGAAGCUUUUGCGAGCAAGUUUAAUCCGCCACAGGCACGAUUGGCAGCUGAUCGAGUUACAUUGCUUGGGAAGGGCAUUGUACGGUUCUAUGAAGCAGCACAUAACCCGAGAGGAGCGAUCGCACCACUGUCCAACCUCGUCCAACGAUACCCGCCAAACCUCAGCUACCUCACAACGCUGCACCCCAUCUUCCUCAGGCUUUGUGUCACACAGCGCUACUUCGCCGCUGCGCUCCCCGUCCUCUCCCAUCCGAUCACAUCUGUCGACCCCUCGCUUUCAGAUCUGCACUACAAUGAUAACCUUGUGUACCAUUAUGCGGGUGGAAUCGCCCUCGGUUCGCUCAAACGAUGGCAGCAGGCCGAGGAAUUUUUCGAAAUCUGCGUAAGCGCGCCCGCGCAAGUGCCCGCGGCGAUCCAGCUCGAGGCGUUCAAAAAGCUGGUGCUCGUCCAGCUGAUUCAGUAUGGCGAGACGAUAGCUCCUCCAAAAUACACCCUUCCUGCUCUCCAACGACAACUCAAGAACACGCCGUACAACAACUUUGUCAAGGCAUACCCGGCGGAAGCCAGCACUCUCCGUCAGAUCGUCGCCAAGGAGCAAGAGAUCUUUAACCAGGAGAAGAACUUGGGGUUGAUUAACCAGGCGAUCGAUCGUGCACCAGUGUGGCUGAUCAAGAAACUCACAGCAACGUACUUGACUCUUGGACUCGCUGACAUUGGCAAGGAGGUCGGGAUUGACAGCCCUGAGGAAGUUCGCGAGAUCAUCCUCUCGAUGAUUGACUCCGGGGAGAUCAACGGGAGCAUCUCCCAGGACGGGACCGUGACGUUCGCGGACCCCGUCCCGCAGUUCUCGAAGGACCAGCUCGACAAGAUGCUCGUCGACGCCCAGGAGCAUAGCCGUCUCCUGAAUGAGAUCGAGCUUCACCUGAACGCGAGCAAGGAGUACUUGACCAAGGUUCGUCUGGUUUGCUCUGCCGCUGUAUGA